GCCUAGUUGUCAGAAGCAUGUUGCCUAUGAAAAAGUCCUGCGAGUUGACACAGAUAGCUCAUCCACACCCUCUGACGGCACAGUGACAGUGGAUUCAUGCACCACACUGAAAGGCUUUCUCUCACACAGCUGUGUGUCACUGUGACUCACUGUAAGCCAGCCAAACAAGCUGACAUGGCACUUAUGAAUCCCCAAGUAAAGCCACAGGCAGAGAAGCCACAGGAUGUUGCCAGUAAAAUCUAGAGGCUAGUUUAAAAAUAACUUGUAUCUCUCUGGAGGGAGACGGAGCAGCAGCUACCCAGUGGCAUGGCACCGUCAGAAGACAGUGUGAGCACCUGGAGCUGUAAGCAGGUCGCCCAGUGGCUGCAGGAAGAAGGAUUCGGGGAGUAUGUGGAGUUAUUGUGCACCCAGCACCGCCUGGAUGGCCUCAGCCUGCUGGCUCUGACUGAGGCCGACCUGCGUGGACCUCCACUGGGCCUCACUGUGCUGGGAGACAUCAAGAGGCUGACCAUAGCCCUCCGCCGUCUCCAGAGACAGAACCAGGCCCAGCUAGAGGAGCUGGGUCUCCGGCCUACAGACAGUAUCCCUGCUGGGCUUAUGCUGGCUGGCGCAGGGAUCGAGUGGAGCUGUGACGGAGCUGAUAGGAGGUAUAACGGCAGUGAGCGCUCCUGUAAUGGGACUGAGCUGCGGCUGAGGAAUGGUGAUAGAUCUGGAUACGGUUCAGGAGCGGCACUGUGUCAUACACACUCCAACGGGAGGUGUAGGCAGCACCUGGCUGGUAGAUUGGACCCGGAGGUGUGGAAGACGGUCAUCAGUUCCGUAUAUGUCUUUUUUGUGUUUGGAUUCACAUCUUUUGUCAUGGUCCUUGUACACGAACGUGUCCCAGACACAAGGACAUACCCACCACUGCCUGACAUUUUUCUGGACAGUGUUCCCAGAAUCCCUUGGGCUUUUGCAAUGGCUGAAGCCUGUGGUGUCAUCCUGUGUUACAUGUUUCUGUUAAUCCUGCUCCUCCACAAACACAGGUCUAUUCUCUUCAGACGCCUGUGUUCUCUCAUGGGAACUGUGUUUUUACUUCGAUGCUGCACUAUGUUUGUCACCUCUCUCUCUGUGCCUGGGCAGCACCUCAAGUGCGCCAGUAAGACGUACGGCGAUACCUUGGGAAAGAUACAAAGGGCACUAGCCAUCUGGAGUGGAUUUGGGAUGACUCUGACAGGCGUCCAAACGUGUGGAGACUACAUGUUCAGUGGACACACUGUUGUCAUCACAAUGCUCAACUUUUUUGUCACUGAAUACACUCCACGAACCUGGAAUAUGAUUCACACCAUCUCCUGGGUGUUAAACCUGUUUGGGAUUUUCUUCAUCCUGGCAGCUCAUGAGCACUACUCCAUCGAUGUAUUCAUCGCCUUCUACAUCACCACUCGCCUCUUCCUCUACUAUCACACCUUAGCCAACACCCGUGCCUACCAGCAUAGCCGGAGAGCGCGCAUUUGGUUCCCCAUGUUCUCCUUUUUUGAAUGCAACGUGAACGGACCUGUCCCCAACCAGUACCACUGGCCCUUCAGCAAACCCGCAUUCAUGAAGUCUCUCAUUGGAUAGGAUAUUCUUUCAAAGCUCAUCAGCUGCAAAGUGCAUGGACUGUCAUAUUAAAGCUUGAAUGGAGAACAUUUUACUUGAGAUGCUGCUUCUUUGGAUGGUUAUAACUUUAUUACGUGGGAUUUUUCCCCCCCUCUUCAUUUGUAUAAAUAGAUGAUCUUUAUUUUGUCAACUGAUCUUGUUCUCAAAGGAAUAGUUUGACAUUUUGAGAAAUAUCCAAAAGUUGUAUGAGACGAUUGAUACAACUCUCAUCUCUGUUGGUUUAUAUAUGAAGUAAAAGCUUAGCAUAUAGACUGGAAACUGGGAUACAGCUAGUCUGGCUCUGUUUUGAAGAAAACCCCUACAGUACCAGCACCUUUGAAGCUCAAUAAUUAACUAUUUAAAUUUGUACAGAUUUUUAAAGAUGCUGGUAGUGAAUUAUUUUACCAUUGGACAGAGACAGGCUAGCUGUUUCCCAUUUUAAUGAUAAGCUAAGUUAAUCAGCUGCUGGCAGUGGCAUCAUAUUGAGCAUACAAAUUUGAGAAUGGUGUUGAUCUACUCAUCCAAGUCUUAGCAAGAAAGCAAUUAAGUGUAUUUUCCAAAAUGCUGAACAGUUUUCUUUAUAUUUAACGUCACAGUGCCAAAAAAAAAAACAGACAUCUGGUUAAUUACGGAGCCUAUAAGCCACAUGAGCAGAUAAUUUUCUUGGAGAUUUAAUUUGCCUUUAAAUGAUAAUGUUCGUUGUUCAUGUUCCACUUUGGGGAUGUUUAAAGUUCACUAAUGGGUUGGGUUGUCAGCAUUUAAUGUAAUUCAGGGUGAUUUCUUGGGAGUUGUUUCAAUGACUGUUUGGUGACACAUCCUCUUUGGUAACUUACCAAAGGAGCAGUUGUUUCUUCUGAUGUUCAACAGAAAAAAUGCUUCCCGUUCUCUCCUUUUUUAUAGUUUUGUUUUAUUUACACUUUAUAAAGUGAAUUCUGCAGCUCUGUUGGAUUGUAUGGCUUCCUACAUUCACAGUUAAACUCAACCAAAUAUCUGAACAUUCACUGUAAUGUUCAGUGUUGCCAAUCAGCCCUUAGUAUAAUUAUUUCUUUAUCUUAAUUUUAUAAUGUGUUAUGCUUUUCUAAUUUUUUACAGAUUGUUAAUUAUGUAAUGACUAUAGAAAUGUAUGGAGCUGGGUUUUGCUGAAGUAUAUUGUCUUCUCUAUUGCACAGUACAAAGAUGUUAUUACAGCAGACAGCCGGAUAACAAAGUUUCGAAAUGUUUACUAUGUCAUGGUUGAUCAAAACUAUAUCCUCUCAGUAAUUGUUUACAGUUUGUGGCUCUGUCUAUCUCUGCCUAUUGGCUCAGCAAUAAAAGUUUACAGAUAGCAGUAACAGAAAACAGAUUUUAUAUGUCAGCCUGACUGCUUCCUUGGCUGCUUUUUCACUAAUGUGUUUCUUUUUGCAUUCGGUGAAUAAAGUCGAGUAUAAAUAUGAUCUAA
This is a messenger RNA of Larimichthys crocea (large yellow croaker), 3055 nucleotides long. Its product is annotated as sphingomyelin synthase-related protein 1. The transcript has 7 exons. Gene Ontology annotation, biological process: ceramide biosynthetic process. Bases 307 to 1599 code for a protein of 430 amino acids. Gene Ontology annotation, cellular component: Golgi membrane; plasma membrane; endoplasmic reticulum membrane. The record is from RefSeq and is a predicted model, not a curated record. Gene Ontology annotation, molecular function: protein binding; ceramide cholinephosphotransferase activity; sphingomyelin synthase activity. NCBI's taxonomy places the organism in Eukaryota, Metazoa, Chordata, Actinopteri, Sciaenidae.